Sinocyclocheilus grahami is the source of this 2751-nucleotide messenger RNA. Its product is annotated as nuclear mitotic apparatus protein 1. The record is from RefSeq and is a predicted model, not a curated record. NCBI's taxonomy places the organism in Eukaryota, Metazoa, Chordata, Actinopteri, Cypriniformes, Cyprinidae. Gene Ontology annotation, molecular function: microtubule binding. The coding region runs from base 11 to 2626 and encodes 871 amino acids. Gene Ontology annotation, cellular component: spindle pole; centrosome; spindle microtubule. The transcript has 18 exons. Gene Ontology annotation, biological process: establishment of mitotic spindle orientation.
UCAGAUUCUGAUGUCCAUCAUGCAGUUGAAUGAGGUGAAGGAGGCAGCGCUGUUGUUAUGGAUCAACAGUGUUUAUCCCGAGGAGUCCUUUACCAAAAUUAUCCAGAUGAUGGACGGCCAUCGACUCCUUAAGUUUGCCUACAGAGUGCAGGGGAAAGCUUUCUGUGAUGGUUUGCUGGUGUCACCAUUUCCUAAUGUGAUGGAAAUGAUCUUCAGUAUGCUACAGGCUGACUUCCAGUUCAGCCCGAGACAGGCCUCCCUCAUGUUACGGAAAAUCAGUCAGGGAGUCGAGCUGGAGCUUCAGCUUGCCAAGGUGGUCCUUGUUCUUUGUUAUUGUGGUUUUAAAACAUACAACAUGGUGCCUUUGGACACAAAGACAGGGUUGAUGAUCGCAUCCAUGUUUCACUUUGUAGAAGAUGAUGCUGAUGAUCUGUCCUUAGACGAAGGCCUAGAUAGAUUUCUCACCAAAGCCUCUGUCAUGACUUUCUCCACCUCCAGCAGCGAGAACAGCUGCUGCUCGCCUUUGUACACUGAUGACGAGUCCCCGAUCUUCAGCCAAGUCCAAAACCCUCCCAGAGUUCAUUUUCAAGAGCAUUUCACGGUGGCCUGCAGUUCAGUCAGCUCUUCGGUGAAGGAUGUUAUGAGCACGCCACAGUUGUUGAAGAGACUCCGGAAAGUAUUGGCACGUGAAGGAGACGUGAGAGACGAGCUGGAGAAAGAACUGGCCAAUCAGAUCAGCAUCAAUUUAGAGAAAGAGGGUGUGAUUUCGCAAUUACAGCACAGGGUGGAGCGAAUGCUGCGGGAACCAGGAGAGCUGGAGAAGGACCAUAAAGCCGCACUGCUGGAGCUCCAGGAGAAGAACGAGAGUCUUAUCCGCAGAGUGCAUGAGGUUGUAAAACAAUGCCAAGACUUGAAAACCGAAAACACUCAGAAAAAGAAAGUGAAUGAUGUACUAACAAAGGAGAAGCAAACUUUUGCUGCUCAGGCUUUGACCAAAAUCGAGAGCUUCCUAACUCAGAUUCUGGAUUUGUCUGAACAGAUUUCCCUAAAAGAUGAAGAAAUCACAAAUUUGAGGAACAAGUAUGACUCUGUAGACCAUGAGCUGAAGCUUGUGAAGGAACAAAAUAUUGAAUUAAAAGAAAUGAUCAAAUCAAAUUGCCAAGUGCAUGAGGACAUCGUUAAGAAACUUCAGCAAGAGCUUGAGUCUGCUGCUUCAAAUGCUUCAGAAAGACAAGAAGAGAUGCUGGUUCUGUCAGCGGAGGUAACGUCUCUUAAAGAGCAGAUCUGCUGUUACAGUGAAAAUGGAGUGCGGAAACAACAAGAACUGUCUGUUUUAGAGGCACAGCAUGGUGUGUUGAAGGAAAAAUUGACAUCUCUUCAGAAUCAGUUGGCUGAGGUGAAGGAAUCUGAGCUUAAACGGGAGCUUUGCCAUCAAACCGUGCUAAGAGAAAAAGCUCAGGGUCUCGAGAGGACUGUGAGGGAACAUCAUACCGAAAUUUCCGCUCUUGCCUCAGAGAGAGAUGCUCAAAUAAGUUCUCUUAAAGCUGAAAUGAAGAAUCAACAGCUGAGAUCCCAGAGGCUGCGAGCUCAGCUGGAGCUGAAGGUGGAAAAGCAAAACGGCUCCAUUCUUGCUCUUAAAAACAUGGCUCGACAAUGGAAGCAGCAGAAUGAGGAGCUCAUGGAGAAGCUGAAGAUCAUGUUCACACAAUUACAGCAUUACAGUGGUAAAAACAAGGAGGCACGGGAGAUGAACAAAUCUCUUGUGAACUCCCUGCAGGCCAGCAGGAGAGAAGUCGAAGCUCUUCAGGUGGAACAAGACCAGGCGAAGGCCAGAGUCAAAAGCUUGGAGGCUCGGUUGGCCGUCACUGAAAGGCAUCUGCAGGAGCGGAGGAAGAUAACCGAUGACAAUGAGGAUGUGAGAUGCAGGGAAACACAGCAGGACACCAGCAAUGAGAGCUUGAACUUUGAGCUGAACUAUUCGUUUAAUGCUAAUGCACAUGAUCUGCCUGGUAUCGGAGUGGAGGAUAAACCAGAGCAUACUGCAGACGACUGGAUGCGUGUCGCAGAACUACAGGUGCGAAACAAAGCCUGUCUGCCUCACCUGAAGAGCAGCUACCCUCUAGAGUCCAGGACCACUGUGGGACUUCCCUCAUUUACUUUAACGGAUGAGGACCUACGGAUGGGUGACCCGGCAGAGAGCAUUCGCCGUGCAGCUGUACACUUGCAUGAAUCCCAGCAUUCACACACACCACAGACUCUCAGACAGCCUGGAUCCCUGCUGCAUGACCUGAACAUACCUGAGCAGAAGUACAUUGGCACAGGUGAGGCAAAGAAGUUGGUGAGCUGCAUCUCUCGGACCGUGAUGCUUAAGAGCAGGCAUGCUAACAGACUUUCAAAUGCUGAGCCUAAGCGAAGGCAGUCUGUUAUGUUCACCAUUGUUAACACACCAAAACGCCAAAGAGGUAGUUUGCUGCAGCGAGGCCUAAAGCACCGUAAGGAAGCCUGUAAGUCUCCCACAGUGGGCAGUCGUGCCCUGCAGCCUGCGAUGAGCGCCGCUAACAGCAGAUCGCCGCUGUCACUGAGAAAAUGUCCUUGCAGCAAGUCUCCAAAAAAGGGAGAGCAGUAGACGGACUGAUCAUCUUUCCUGACUUUGAUUUCUUUCUCGUCCAGGAUCAUUUGUGGACACAACCUGGAUUUAUUUUUAUCUAUAAUUUGGUAGUUUUUUUUCUGUUCACUUUGUAAAUUGAUGGA